Messenger RNA from Cercospora beticola, 1696 nucleotides. RefSeq lists its product as uncharacterized. Lineage: Eukaryota; Fungi; Ascomycota; Dothideomycetes; Mycosphaerellales; Mycosphaerellaceae. The record is from RefSeq and is a predicted model, not a curated record.
CUCGACACAUUUUCACAGCGAUCACUUCGCGGCCUCUCACUACUACGGUCAUGUUGCACCUUCCACUGUGCUCCAUUCUGGAUCACCGAGCUGGUGAUGGCCGCUAACAACGAUGCGGGUCCCUUGCUUUUUCUGACGACUUCAACCGGGUCAGCACCCAGCGGCCGGAACGCAAGAGCCCAUUCUCGAGCAACGAGCGCGAAACGAUCGAAUCCUGCCGCAGCUCACUAUGGGUCUUUCGGCAGUUUCGCUGUGAACAAGAAGCAUAAGCCAGGAUCGAACGAAGAUACUGGAUCCGCGAGUAGCACUGAAAGUUCUUUCCCGAAGGCUUCCCAGGUGAAGCGAAGGAAGGUUGCGCCAGAUGGCGAUGUUGUCUUGAGCAGAUCCUCUGAAAGCACGGGAUGGCUAGCUGUUCGCCAACAAGAGCACUUUGGAUCUUUAUUGCCUCCGCUUCGGAUCUUAGCAACGCAUUUUUCGAAUGGAUGCACGCCUUUGCCACCCAACGUUGAUCUGGACAACGUGCUGAAAGUGGCAGCAUUCCACAUUCGUCGAAAGGCCGCUCAGCUUCUGGAAUCAGAACCAGAACGAGCAUUGGAUGCCCUGCGGUGUCGGCAAUGGUGUUCCGUGCCGGCCACGAUGGCAUCUUUGGGCCGCAGUCCAUACCUCGACGGAGCUAUUGCAUGCGUGGUCUCGAAAGUCCAGCAAGUGGUCUCAGGCGCUCCCAGUGAGCAGCGUAUCUUGAUCUGCUAUACGGACGCACUACAUCUUUUACGGGCGGCAGUGCAAGAUUCUGCUACCCACGAGAGAGUCGACAUGUUGGCCGCCUCUCAACUGUUAGCGGUCUACGAGAUGCUCGACUCUCCCACUUCUUCAGCAUGGGCUCGCCAUAUCGCCGGAGUGGCCGCAAUGUCCAAACUCCAAGCCACGCGAAAAAACGGCAUCCUGACAUCCGAACAAGCAGCACCCAUGUUCGUUGAAGCUCUUCUCAAUGACGACGAUGGCUUUUUCGAAAGCAAGCAAUGGAAAGCUCUUCUGCAGAUCCUUACGAACAAGCAAUCUCUGAAUCCACAGUCCACAGGCGAAACGCUUUCCUGCUUUCGCUCCCUCCGCAUCCUCUUCGCAGACUGGAAAUCUGCCACCCGCAUAUCCCUCGGCUGGGAAGUACGCUUCAAUCUCCUCGCUCAAGCUCAUGAGCUCCGAGCACAUUUCAAGAAUGUCGUUUUCCGAAAUGAACAUCGCUUCAUGACGCGGCAGCAAAUCAGCAAAGGAUGCGAUGUUCUCGGACUGUGCCUUGUCAGCAUCAUGAUGCUGGACCGAUUGAUCUUGACGCUGAGGCAGACGAGUACGUGGCAAGGGCACAAUCUGGAAAUCGAUACGCAGGAGUUGUGCACGCAGGUCAUUAGACAUGAACUGGACACGGCGGAAGCUUUUCCUGCGAAGGAUCUUUUGAGAGCAUUCCAGAAGCAGCAUGAUUAUCCGCUGCUGGAGUAUGAUAGUUGAGAAAUCUUACAUUAUGAAGGAGAGAGAUGACAAGGGAGGGUACACAUAAGAGUCACGCCGCUGGGCGUGUUUAUCGCUAACUUUCGUACAUGAAUAAAUCAUCAGCCGCAUGCAUAGCAGUACAUCACAUCUUUGACUUCCUGCCCGACUUCACUCCCUCCACCGGUGCUCCACUGAGCAGAAAGUCAGGAUACUC